Molecule: messenger RNA, 1211 nt
Organism: Mastomys coucha (southern multimammate mouse)
Lineage: Eukaryota; Metazoa; Chordata; Mammalia; Rodentia; Muridae
Gene: Glod4
Product: glyoxalase domain containing 4
Exons: 9
Coding region: 43-972 (309 amino acids)
Source: RefSeq, a predicted model, not a curated record
CCAGACGGUCUUCCUGGUUCUGUGAGUGGGCGGGGCGUCCCUAUGACUGGGACUAGGUUUUCGUGUUGGAGAGUCAUGGCCACUCGUCGAGCUCUGCACUUCGUUUUCAAAGUGGGGAAUCGCUUCCAGACGGUGCAUUUCUUUCGAGAUGUCCUGGGGAUGCAGGUUCUGCGUCAUGAGGAGUUUGAAGAAGGCUGCAAAGCUGCGUGUAAUGGGCCUUAUGAUGGGAAAUGGAGUAAAACAAUGGUGGGGUUUGGGCCUGAAGAUGAUCAUUUUGUUGCAGAAUUGACAUACAAUUAUGGCAUAGGAGACUACAAGCUUGGCAAUGACUUCAUGGGAAUCACGCUUGCUUCUAGCCAGGCUGUCAGCAAUGCCAGGAAGUUGGAGUGGCCACUCAGUAAAGUUGCAGAAGGGGUUUUUGAAACCGAAGCCCCAGGAGGAUAUAAGUUCUACUUACAGGAUAGAAGUCCGACUCAAUCAGAUCCUGUAUUAAAAGUGACUCUAGCAGUGUCUGAUCUCCAGAAGUCCUUGAACUACUGGUCUAAUCUCCUGGGAAUGAAAGUUUAUGAGCAGGAUGAGGAAAAGCAACGGGCUUUGCUGGGCUACGCUGAUAACCAGUGUAAGCUGGAGCUACAGGGCAUCCAGGGUGCAGUUGAUCAUGCCGCGGCCUUUGGAAGAAUCGCCUUUUCUUGUCCUCAGAAAGAGUUGCCAGAUUUAGAAGACUUGAUGAAAAGGGAGAGCCAAUCAAUCCUGACUCCCUUGGUGAGUCUGGACACCCCAGGGAAAGCGACAGUGCAAGUGGUCAUCCUGGCUGACCCUGAUGGACAUGAAAUUUGCUUUGUUGGGGAUGAAGCUUUUCGAGAGCUCUCUAAGAUGGAUCCGAAAGGAAGCAAAUUAUUGGAUGAUGCAAUGGCAGCAGACAAAAGUGACGAGUGGUUUGCUACGAGAAAUAAACCAAAGGCUUCGGGUUAGUGGAAGACACAUGAACAGCACUUACAACUCCAGUCCAGUCUGUUAUCAAUCUGGCACUUAUCUGUUUGAGAAAUGCUCCCACCACUUGGUGUGUUCUGCAUAGGAGGUCUGUGUGGUAGUUUCACUUUUCAAAGCUCUUUUUUGUUUGAGAAAUGAAAUAUUUUUAUCACUCUUGAUAGAGGCAAAUUCCUACUGUGUGUAAUUGUAUUAAAUUUGGUAACAAAUUGUCCAGACUAAGA